Messenger RNA from Microthlaspi erraticum, 384 nucleotides. Lineage: Eukaryota; Viridiplantae; Streptophyta; Magnoliopsida; Brassicales; Brassicaceae. The record is from the annotation of a GenBank genome assembly.
AUGGCGGCGCAGAUGGAUCCCGACGCAGUUGCCAAGGCCUUCGUCGAGCACUACUAUACGACCUUCGACAACAACCGCGUCGGUCUCGGCGGUCUCUACCAGGAAGCUUCCAUGCUCACCUUCGAAGGUCAGAAGAUCCAAGGAGUCCAGAGCAUCGUCGCCAAGCUCACCUCUCUCCCUUUCCAGCAGUGCAAGCACAACAUCUCCACCGUUGAUUGCCAGCCUUCUGGUCCCGCCUCCGGUAUGCUCGUUUUCGUCUCCGGCAACCUCCAGCUCGCCGGCGAGGAACACCUCCUCAAGUUCAGCCAGAUGUUUCACUUGAUGCCGACGCCACAAGGAAGCUUUUACGUGUACAACGAUAUAUUCAGGUUGAACUACGCCUGA